AAAAGUUGGUCUACAAGCUGGCCAAGCCUGGCGUGCGCUGCCUCUUGUUUGACGAGGAGGGCAAUAUCGUUGAUCAAAAUGUCUCCAACAGCGGGAUCCUGGUCUUUGCCGUCGACCCCGACCAUCCUGCCAAGGACCAUCCUGACUUUGUCAACGCCGAUCCAAACGACAGACUGGCCUCCUUUGGCUUCCUCAGCGACGGCUCGCCCCGAGUCUGCACCAUGGACUGGGUCGAGAUGAUCAGCGAGAACGAGUUUACGGUCGUUGGAAGAUUCGACCAGAAGAUCAAGGUCAACGGUGUCUAUGUCGACCUGAACCAUCUCGAGGCCCUGGUCGUCCAGCACCUGAGCCACACCAUCGCCGACUGUGCGUUUGUCCAGACCUCCGAGAAGAAGAUCGUGAUGCUGUAUGUUCUCCAGGCCCGCCCCACGACCCGCACCGAGCCCAGCGACAUCAUCCGGAUGACCCAGGAUCUGCUUGCACUCGUCAACGUCUCCAAGGUGCCGAUCCACAACUGCUUCCAGCUCGACGAGAUCCCCAUGAUCAAGAAUGGCAAGCGCGACCUCAAGAAGAUCAAGUGGAUCGCCGAGAACAACGAUCUGCACCAAGAAUCCGUUGUGUAUCCCCGUCUCGCCCCCAGCGAGGCCCCGCUGUUUCGCAUCGCGGCUGCAAUCUCCAGCCUCGGCAGCCAGCUCCUCGGGAUUCCCUCUCUCGACGGCCGCAACUACAGCAUCAGCGGAGCUGGGUUUGACUCGCUGAGUGUCGGCCGCCUGGCCCUGGCAAUCAAGGAAGAGUACGAUGUCGAGAUCUCGCCGAUGAUGCUGCUCUCGAACGGCCUGACGCCCCUCGAUGUCGCCCAGCUGGUGAUUGAUCUCCAAGGCAACCACCCGCUGAUGCCGCCGACAGUCGACCUCGACCAGGAGGCCGCCCGGCUCGACGAUGCGAGUGUGACGGCCGAGGGUCUCCCUCCACUUGUCUUUCCCGAGUCGCCUCGCGGCAUCGUCCUGACGGGGGCCACUGGCUUCCUCGGAUCGUUCCUGCUGUACGAGCUGGCUGCCAAGUUCCCUGCUGCCAGGAUCUACUGUCUGGUCCGAGCCGCGAGCGACCAGGCUGCCAUCGACCGCAUCUUUGAGACAGCCAGGAAGCUGAUCCUCAACCCGCAGCAGACGCACUACCUCGUGAACAAUGUCAGGCCGCGACUCGUUGGUGUCUGUGGCGAUCUGUCGCUCGACCAGUGGGGACUGACCAACAAGCGAUGGAAGAAGAUCGGCAAGGAGACCGACAUGGUUGUGCACUGCGGCGCCGAGGUGCACUGGCUCGACGACUAUGAGGCGCUCAAGGGGCCGAAUGUCCUGGGCACGGCGACGGCCCUGCGGCUGGCCACGACCCACCACCUGAAGCCGCUGCACUUCAUCUCGGCGGUCGGGGCGAUUCCCAUGGCACGGGGUGCAAGGACGCCGCUCGAGGAGAGGGUGUAUUCCAACUGGAACGUCUCUGGCGGGUAUGCACAGACCAAGUGGGUCUCUGAGCAGCUGAUCAACAAGGCACGAUCGAGGGGAGUGCCUGCGACGAUCAUCCGACCAUCGCUGAUUGCAAGCGACAGUGUCUAUGGAGUGUGCCACUCGGACGACUACAUCUGGCAGUACAUCAAGGGGUGCAUCCGCAUCGGGAUCGCUCCCUCCAAUGCCACCCCCGUGAUCAUCACCAUGAAUCCAGUCGACCAUGUCGCCAAGGUGGUCGCUGCGAUCGCAGCCUCCGAGGUGGCCCUGCCCAAGUUUGUGUUCCACAUCAGCGACCCAGAGCGCAGUGUCAUCACCGAGAAGCGUGUCUUCGAGAUCGCCAAUUCCGUUGGCUGGAUCAUCAUGUUGGAUACCCGUGAAAAGUUCAGGACGGUCAUCUGGCGCAACCCAUCGCCCGAUAACCACGCCCUGCUUGCGUUCAUGCGGAUGCUGAUGGACCUGUCCUUCAGGGUCGACAACACCAACACUCGCUCGAUCUACCCGACGCCGUGUCCCUCGCCCGAGCUGGUCGUCAGGAAGAGUCUCUUCCACUUGGAUCGGGUAUCCUAUCUCGACCAGCCCACGGCGGCGGAGACCGAGCUCAAGGACGAGGAGUAUCCCGAUGUCCGUCCCUUCACCCGCACCGGCCGCCACUGAUGUUGUGCUGGCUGGGCAGACCGAUCGAUCAGUGUCGUCUCGCUGCCCUUCCGUUCUGCGGCCGAGUCUUGUUGGACUGCCAGACACUGAACACGAUUGAUCCAACGUUGAGUUGCGUGUGGUGUGUGGUGGAUGGUGGAUGGUGAUGAAGAUGGUGGUGGAUUGCGCUGUCGACAUCCAGUCCUUCCUGCGUCGCAUCACUUCUCUGGUGAAC
Messenger RNA from Polychytrium aggregatum, 2370 nucleotides. RefSeq names its product male sterility protein-domain-containing protein. The record is from RefSeq and is a predicted model, not a curated record. The coding region runs from base 222 to 2156 and encodes 644 amino acids. The transcript has 4 exons. NCBI's taxonomy places the organism in Eukaryota, Fungi, Chytridiomycota, Chytridiomycetes, Polychytriales.